AUGAAUUCGAUGGGAAUAAAUUCUGAAUUCGAUGACAAUCGUUUGACUUACAUGUAUAAAGAACUCGUAAAAAGUUAUAAGAUUAAACUAGAAACAUGGAUCAACAUGUUGAAAACUUCAGACACUCAUGUAUGUAUAUUGUCUCAGCACGUCAUCCACUUAGAAAUGCAUGGUUUAAAUUUAAAACAGUAAAUAUAAUACAACAUAAUGUAUUAACAGUGUAAUUGUACACCUUUAAUUGCUUUAAUUAGUUUUAAUCCUUAAUGUGAUGUAUAUUUUUGAAUAUAAAUUCAUAAGAAUUCAUAAUUCAUAAUUAACUAAGUAAAAUAUUUGUAUUCUAGUAGGUUUACGCUUAUUAAUUUAUUAAUUUGUUCAUUAGAUACAACAUAGGCAAAACAAUUACAUUGGACUUAAUAUGAUUAUAAACUCGUUUAGUUUGAAAAUUUGUAUUUUUAUUUUAUAUGAAUUUAAUAGACUAUGAUAAUGAAUUUUUUUAAUACGCCGGAUUGUGAUAAAAUUUUAUUUACAUUAAAUUCUACGGGAGUAUUAAUGCCAAUAAAUGAUUUUCCUGAAGACGUUCUAAAGAAUAAAAUAUCAUAUUUUAUAAAACUUGAACUUGUUGAAAUUACUGACAUCAAUUUUGAAUCCAUGCUUAUUUAUGGUGACGUAUCUUCAAAUCCAAUUGAAGAUUUAGAAGCAAUUACUGAAAAUGUAAGUGAUAUGGUUACUAAAUAUAUGUAUUCAAAAAUGAAUAGGUAAUUUUAAUAACUAUAUAUAUAUAUAUUUGAUUUUAAAUAUCAAGGUUUUAGUACAUUUAUUUUCGACGAGAGAUAAUUUCAAAUAUUACUCGGACGAUAUUGUGGUAGCAUUUCAGGAUAGACUUUACAAUCUUCUCAUAAUUAUAAAUAACAUAUCAUCAUCAGGACAGAUAAAAAACCGAUUGAAUUUGACAUUGCGUUACGGACGUGACAAGAUCGCUGCUGCUUUAAAAAACUUUGAAAAGAGGUAGCCAAUUAAAAUUAUUUAUAAUAAUUUAUUAACAAAAUAUUUGAUUGAAAUAGUUUUUUUAUUCUUAAACGUUUACCUAACCUAUACUUAUAUCCAAUUACAAAUUUAAUAUCUUAUUGUACUUUGAAUAAAAUAAUAACUAUUAAAAAAAAAAUUAUUAUUAGAUAUUUUAAAUAUUUAUAGAUUCUAAACUACGAUAAGUUAUUUGGUUUACCAAGAUGUUUUUUAUUCUGAGAAAAAAUUUAUCAGUGAAAAAAAAUACUCCGAAUUUUUCAUCCCACACCUCAAAAGAUUCGAAUUUUUUUAUAUACUUGAAAACAAUUUUGAAAUAUAAUCAAUACUUUUUCCAGGCAAUUUUUUUUGAUUAUAAUAUUAUUUUUUUUUUUUUAAACAUUUUGUUGAUGAGUAAAAUGUCAUGGACUAUAGUGUGAAGUCUGGCUUUUGAAAUUUAGUAGAUAUUAUAUAAUGUAUUAUUCACUAUAGAAAACAAUAUGAACAUUUUUUGAAAAAGAUCUUUAAUAUAAGAUACUCUUAUGUUUUUUGUUUAUGAGGAUUUUUAAUUAACUGGAAAAAAAUCUCUCUAGAAUACCACGAUUAUUGUAAUUAACUACAGAUAACAUCAUAUAUUGUAUUUAGUGAUGGACAAAUUUUAGAUGAAGUAUUAAAACAAAGAUUGGAAAAUCAAGUGUACACGUGGUUCAAUGAAAUUAAUGCAAUGGUUGCACUCAAGCCAUGUGUGAUUUUGGACAAAAAUCCCACCGCGUCACCCACUGAAUGUGCGAUGAGUUGACUUAAGUUUAAUAAUGUUUUAUAGAUUAUUACAUUUUGACUAAUAAAAUAAAAAUAACAAUAAAUUUCACAGAUCUAACUUUCUGGAAAAAUCGAGAAAAACAAUUUCAAGAAUUUUAUGAACAAAUCGACCAACAAGUCGGUGAUUAUUUACAUCUUACAAAAAGUCCAUGUAUGGAUGUUUACAGACAAACAGUAGAAAUUGCAAUAACUGGUAAAUCGAUAAAUAUUAUUUUACUAAAUAAUAAUUUUUGUUUUUACAAUCGAAAUAAUAAACUUGGUACCUAUACGUAAUAUUUUGUUAAAUUUAGUAAAAAACGAAACAAACCGUAUAAAUAUGUUUUUGGCGACAUUAACUAAACACAUCAAUACGAUUGAAAGAGUGGGUUUAACUGAAGCAAAGGUAGAACUAUGCGUGUUAUGGAGAAAGUUGGCUUUUAUAUGGAUAAACUGUUUGCAUUUUCAAAAUUAUGAUUACAUUAUUAUUUUGAUUAAAGCUAUUUGUAGUAUGAUUGUAGACCAGGUAAUAUACGAUAAAUCGGAGUUAAUUACAUAAUAUGUUUUAUUUUUGUGCAUUUGUAAAAUAUGGAUACUUUUUGCACAGUCUUCGAGGUAUUUAGAACCGACUACUCUGUUUCAAGGUGAACUAGUGGAAAAUCUACUUAGGAUCGAUGAAGUUUUAAACAUCCUAAGUUAUUCCAAGUAUGGUAUACUUUAUAACAAUUAGAUAUUAAUUAUUGCAAGAAUUGUUUUUUAAGUACCUUCUACCAAUUUAAACAAUAUUGUUUUUGGUAUUUUUUUAACAAUCAUCGAUGUUAACCGUUAUUAGACAGGUAUUAUAUAUAUAUACCUAAUAAAUACAUAAAUCAUCAUUUAUUUAUAACGUGAAAUUUUAGCAUGAAAUAUAAAUUAAAUAAAUUAACCGAAUUUUACGGAAGGUUUUAUAAAAAAGAAAUAUUUACAAGAAAUUAUGUAUUCUAUUUUACCAUACUAUAUUAAUUAAUCCUUAUUAUCAAUAUCGUAUACUUAGUUACUAAAUAAUUAAAAAUUAUUAUCUAAGAUAAUAAUAAUGAAUAGUUAAGUAGUUCACGUUAUGACGUAACUAAGUAUUGUGCAAAGUCUCUAAGACUGUAAUACCUACCUUAUGACCUUAUACUAUCAUAAUACUAUACUUACAUUUAGAUAAAAAUAGUAAUCAUGUUAAAAAUAAAUUGUACAGAAAUCAAUUUAAAGUGGUUCAGACGGAAUACCUAAAAGAACAAUUUGAAAAAUGUUUACUGAAAAAUCCUGAUUUGAGAGCAAACAAAGCACGUUUUUGGAACUUCCGAAUGAAUGAUUUGUUUGAAAGUGUUAAUACAUUUGAAGAUCGGCUAAACUCUAUUAAAGUAUGCUAGUAUGACUACUAUUUAUUACUUUAAAAAUACAAUAUUAUUUUUGGUUUAAUAUACAGUGUCCUACAAUGUUUUCAGGAUUUUAAUAUAUAUAAUUUUUGAAUAAUUUAUUAAUAAUAAUAAAUUUAAUUUUCUGUCAGAGGGGCAUAUAUUUAAAGAAAAAUUAAAUUGUUAUCAUCACACCUUAACUAUAGGUACUAGAAAAAUAAAAUAUCUUUUGUUUGUUUACUUUUCGAAAUUUUAAAAAUAGCUGAUUUGUUAUAGGUACUAUUCUAAAAUAUUGAAUCUAACAUGUAUCUACAGUGUUCCACGAAAACACGAUUGUUGCGAUAUCUUGGAAAGUAUUAUUGUUUCGAAAUUUUUUUUUUUUUGAAAAUUUUUAGAAAAUAAAAGUAGUUCUAAAAUGUUACUUUACUAUUAUUAUUUUUCACUCUUACUUAUGGAGGUAAACCGAUUAUCUAAUUUUAGAAAACUUUUUUUUUUGACAACCUAAAUUAUAAAUUCUAUAAAUAGACGAAGUAUUAGUUUUAAUACAUUUUUGUCUUUAAUUUUUAAAUUUCUGUAAAUCCUUUGUCAAGUUAUUUCACUUAAGUUUAACUAGAGGAAAAGUAGCGCUGCAUAAUUACUGUGACGGCAUUUGUGCGCAGCGCGGCGUUUGAAUAAAGGUCCUAACACAAAAUCUGAUUGAAAAAAAAAACAAUUUUAAUAUUAAUAGAAUUAUUAGUAUCCAAUGUUUGAGAAUUUAACUGGAGGUUCAAUCAAUACAAGUCGUACUUUGUAAUAGAAAAAAAAAUUGACGAAAAUCGUAAAUAUUACGGCCUUUCAAAACAAGUAUUACCGAACUUCGCUCAGACCCGUUUUUUGGUAUAAAAUAUUGAUUGUUAUGUAUAGAUAUACAUUAAACUCCCCUCUAUAUUCUACCUUCCCAACUUUUCAACUAUAAGAGUAGCCCGCCCACCGCGAAUUAUGUCCAUUAUUUUUCUAUUUCAUUUUCUGUAAUGCAAUUUGAAUAAAACAAUUUAUGAAGUCGAGAUAGGUGCUUGAUGCACCUAUCUACAUAUAAUUAUACUUUAUUUUAAUGUUAAUUCGGAUUGUAUUUAUAUCAUAAACUAUAUUUGUUUUUAAAAUACCUUUUUAGUCAAUGAUUAUUAACUUUAUUGAUUAUCAAAAAAUUGAAAAAAUUGAAGUCAGUGGACUCGUUGGCCGUUGGUAUAGUCCAAUAAUCGAACGUGUGUAUCUUCAGUUUACAAAGUACAUGGAAAAAAUGAGUUCUAUUUCAUAUGAUCCAUUGGAUUUGUUAAACGAGUCGUAUAAUAAAUCAUUUUUGGAAGAUUAUAACUUUUAUUUGAAUAUGUCUAAUGACAUUGAUCAGAGUUUAGCUACCGUUUCCAAAGCGUAUUUCGAAAACAGCGACGAUUUAAUGACAUUACAUAAGGUAAAAUUAUAUUAAUUUGAUUUUCAUAUCCAUUUGCUACUAAUCUAAAAUCUUAUAUCAAAUUGUAUGCAAAAUCUUUUUUGUCAUGUUAUAAGCUUGUGAAAAAUGUCAUUUAUUUUGGUUUUUUAUUUUUAAAAAUGGUCUAGACCAGUGUUUUAGAACCUUUUUACUGUCGUGAUACCCUAAAAUUAAAUUUUUAGCGACCCCUAAGUAUAUAUUUUAUACACGGUGACCCAAUAUUUUAUAUUUUUGGUUACCCUCAAUAAUGAGAUAGAAAACCCCCAAGAGAGUCGCGCUCCCAGUGAGAUAAAACUGGUCUAGAGUCAAGAUCAUUGAUCUAUCAUAAAUAAUAGACAGAUUUAAAAAAAAAAAUUGUAACUGAAAAAAAAAAUUAAUUUUUGUCGAUAAUAAUUGAAUUGAGUUUAAACAAUUAACAUGAUGAAUGCAAUAUUAAUGUACCUAUUACAUUUUAUAAUAGAUACAUAAAUUAGAUCCUUCUUUAAUUGAAACUUGUGCAUAUAUUACUGAUUAAUUAUGAUGAAUAUUCUUUUCAAAUAUAUAGUUCAUAAUGGUUUUUGGUGUGGUCCUGUUGAACCGACCAAUCAUAGCCACAGUCAUAAAAGAACAUUAUGAAAAGUUAUUGAACCUACUGAAUCUAGAAUUAAUCAGAGCAAAUGUAAGAAGUCAAAUACAAUUUAAAUUUUUAAUUAUUAUGUUAGUAAUUGAACAUUGGUGCAUUUGUAGAAAAUCUUUGACUGCUUAAACAAAAUGACUGCGGCUUUAGACAUAAAAAAGUGUAACUAUCAUGAAUUACGUUUUAUGAUUGAGAAAAUGGACUUGGAGUAUCCGCCGGUGGCUACAACAAUUAUGUGGGGUUAUUCGCAAAAAAAUCACUUAAUGGAAAAUCUAGUCGCUCUUCAAACUUUAGACUUGCCGUAAGUAUCACAAACAUAUUCAAAUGGUACAUAAUUCAAUUUUCUUCGUUCGAGUUAUUUAGAUACUCAUCUAUGUCUUUAUGCAUAGCAAUAAAUAAAGGUUAUAGUAUACAUUGAAAUAAAAAUAAUAAAUUAAAUUAAGUACCUAUAUUUUAUAUUAAACAUUAUUUGGUUGUAUAGAAUUAUGCAAACUCCAAAAAGUAUUCAAAUUGAACUAAAGGUUAAUGAGUUAAUGGAUAAAUUUACAAAUUAUUUGCAUCCUUUGUUUGAAGAUUGGAAAUGUGUGGUAUCAAAUCAAAUACAAGAUAAAAUUGUGUAUCCACUUUUUAUUAUGAACAGCAAUAAAACAAUAAGCUUGAAUUUUCCUAAAGAGGUUAUUAAAUUUUGUUUUAAAUUAUUUAUUGAUGUUCAAUAAACUUUAAUAUUUAAUUUAUUUUCAGCUCCAUGCUGCAAUCAAAGAAAUUAGAUACAUACUACUUAUUAAAUACAAUUACAAAAACUCGUUAAUUGAAAUAGAAGAUAUACCAUACAAUGUAAUUGAGUUAUACAAACGAGAGAGUAGUAUUUUAAAUUAUAAAAGAGAUAUUGAAGAAAUAGUCAAGUGGUCAGUUUGAUUGUUUUAAAAUGUAUUAUAUAAUCAAUGAUUUAAUGAAAACAUAUUUUUAAUAAUAAUUAUUUAACAAUAAAAAAAAUGUCUUUUUAAUAUUUACAUAUAUACACAGUAAUAAUGAACAACUAUUAUGAGAUCCAUAAAUAAAUUAUUACAAAAUAUAAAUACUUGUAGUUUUAUAUAUUUUUGAUAUUAUUAUUACUAUCUAUUUUUCAUGUUUAGGUAUAAUACACUGAGAACAAAAACUCAUCAUACAGAAUUCCAAUUAAUUAUUGAAGAAGUUAAGAAUAUUGAUAAACUUAUAAAUGAUGCUCAAGAGUCUGUUACGUGGAAAUCUGAAGGUAAAAAAAAAAAAAUUAUCUCUAUGAUAUUAAUAAUGUAUGAAUAUUAUAUUUUUAAAUAGAUUUAGUUUAUUCAAAUGAAAAUACUUUAUGCGAAGAAGUAGAUGAUGAUUUGUCUGCUUUAACUUUAAUACAAAAAACUAUUAGAACUAUUUAUAGUCUGACUGAAAAUGUUUACAAGCGUUUAAAGCAAACACAAGAUAAUUUCCAAGAAAUAAUUAUACUAAGUAGUCAAUGGAGUGAUAUACCAAUGUACUUACGCGAAAAGAAUACAAAUUGUAUAACAUUUGAUAAUCAUUUGACUGAAAUAAAAACGAUGAGAUACAGAGAAAUAGAAAUAACAAGUAUUAAGAUACAGCAAUUACUCAAAAAUAAUCUUUUACUAUUUCAUAAUGUGUCUGUAUUGGAUCCGAAUUGGGGUAAGUUAACUAAAUUGUUUUUCUUUUCAAACUAUUUUGUGGAAUAAAGUAUUUUUAUGUAAUAAUGUUCUUAACUUAAAACUGCAGAAGAAAAUGUUUCAAUGAAUAAUAAAUUGUUUGUUUAAGUAGAAAAUAGAGAAAGAGAAGAAAUUGAGAAAAAAACAAUGUCAUUAAGUUUAGAAGAAGUGGAAGGAGUAAACUUAAGAGAAUCAUUAAAUGAAACAGAGAUUGUAGGCUUGGAAGACAAGAAAAAUCAACAACACAGCCAAGAAAAAAUUGAAUUAACUGGAGAAGAAAAAGUAACAAUUGAAUAUAUAGAUGCUCAGGUAGAAAGUAUUUUAUCAGACAAUAAUAACAAAACAAUGUGGGAUGAAUAUAAACAUUAUAUUGAUGAAAUAGUUUUUAUUGAGUUACAAGAAGCCACUCUUUGCAGGUAUAUAAUUAUAUUAGAUUAGAAUAUUAUAUAUUCUAAAAUAUUAAAUCUUUGAGUGCCUCUAAAACUUCAAAACAAUUAUUUUCAUUUUAAGUCCAGUGCAUUUGUAAAAGUAUUUUAUUUUUAAAUAAAAUAUGAUAAUUUCUAUAAACGUGUUAUUAUAUUUUACUCACUAGAAUGUAUAUAAUUUUAUGUAUGUAAGUCAAAAAAUUGUUUUUAAACAAAUUUAUUUUAUUAUUUUUUUUUAUUCUAGUCUUAAGUAUAUAUUUCAAGAUGAAGAAAAUUUGAAAGAAACAACGCCAAUAUUUGUGGCUGUUUAUCUUCUUAAGAACAAUGGUCCGCGAUUUUCCCCCGACUUGGAAAUCGAUAAUAAACCAAAUUUGUUAGGAUUAAUCAAUUCAUUACUCAAUGAUAUAAUUGAAAUGGGAUCAAGUAUGGAAAGAAUUGCUGAUGGCUGUCCACCAUAUAAUGUAAUGUUUUAUUUAUAAUAUUUGUAAAUCAAAUUAGUUUAUAAGGUAUAAUUUCUUAAAAUAUAUUGUAUUGUUAACACCUUUUGAUGUAGGUCUAUAUUAGAAAUAACCACUUAGUAAAGAAGUAUAAAGAUGAUAUACUUCACAAAGUAAAAACAACAUCUGAAAAAGUAAUAAUACAUUAAAAAUUAUAAUUUAUAAUACUUGUAGUGGUGGUUUUACAAAAAAAGUGUACCUUCCUUCACAAGAUCCAAGAUCAGAUUGAAUGUUUUAACUUAAUUAACUUCGUUCUAUAAACUUGUUUGUUAUGUAUUACUUAUGUUUUAUACAGUGUGUCCCACCAUAUUUGAUGAAUUUUUUUUAGCACUGUUAGUAUUAAAUUUUUUACGAUUUUGUUUUACAAUCAUUUUGUCUUCAAUGGGGGGGGACAUCGAUUUGAAGAAAAAUUAAAUUUUUAUUUUCAUUACCUAAACUCAAAAUAAAACUUUAUUUACUUGAGAAAAUGUUCAAAAUAGUCAUUUUAUAAAAAAAUAUUAUUCAAUAAAUUGUUAUGUAUUAUACAUUCAUAUUUGAUUAAUAUUUUCUUAAUUGUAAUCAUUUUAAUUUCUAAAAAAUAGGCAUGAAAACAAAUUAAUAUUCAAUAGACGGUAAAGAAUUACUGUGCUGAUUAUAAUUCCUCAUCGCAUAACGAGUUAUUUUAUUGAAAAUUAAUUGUUUUAAUGCCUAAUUAAAACAGCUAUAACUAAGAAAUUAUUCAAUAUAUGAUACAUUACAAUAGUUUAAAUAAUAUUUUUACAAAAUGGCUAUUUUGAAAAUUUUCUAAAGUCAAUAAAUAAAAAAUUAUUUGUUUUUUGUCUUUAGAGCAUGAAAAUAAAUAAUUAAUUCUUAAAAAAAAAAAAAUCGAAAAAAAUUUAAUAUUAACAGCGCUAGAAAAAUCCAUCGAACAUGGUGGGACACACUGUAUAUAAUAUAUAUUUAAUCUGAUGAUUAUUCAGAAACAAUCAAUAUGUAUAUUUUCUAUAAUUGUUGAACAAAGAAGCCAAGUUAAAGGUUUAAAUUUCAUUCAGAAAAGAAAAUCAAAACCACCACUAAUUAUCUGAACAGAUAAAUUUGACUUAUUUGAUUAAUAACUUUUUCAAUUGUAUUUUAGGCUCUUGAUUACAUUUCUCAGUACCAAGAAUAUUCCUUGAUAUGGCUAACUGAUCAAAAUGAUGCCUUAUCAUUUUUUUUAACGUAUGGUAGAGAUUUGUGUCCAGAUGAAUUGGAGAGUCUUCAAUCAGAAGUGGAUGAAGAAGGAUGUCCAUUAUUAACUCCUUCUCCACCAAAACUCAGUGCUUUUAAAAAUAAAGUAUAUCCAUAAGAUAAACAGUACCUAUUUCAAACCUAAUUUAUAUGAAUUUUAUGUCGAAUACUAUAUUUAGAUAGACUCGUUGGAUAAUCUUUAUCAAAAUGUAGAACAAAUACAAGAAUCUGUCACAUUUGAUUAUUGGUUAACAAUUGAUAUUAAACCUUUUAAAAAAGAUCUUCUAAAAUUAAUUACUAGUUGGUCAGAUUUGUUUAAAAAGUAUUUGGUCAAUAAAGUGGUGAAUAGGUACCUAUUUAUAUCUACAAAUCUACAAUAUUUCACGUGACUUUGAUUUGUUUAUAUUAAUGAAUUUUAUUAUUUAGUCUCCGUUCAUUGCGUGAUUUUACCGUGGAAACAGACAACGGUCUUUUAAAACCAUUGGAAGAAGGAGAUUAUGUAGGCCUUGUAAGUAUUAUGGGACAUUUGUUUAAAGUUCGCGAACGACAAGAAGAAUACGACUCGAUGUUUGAGCCAUUAGCCGAAACGCUAUAUUUGCUAAAAAUGUAUGACGUAGAAAUGCCAGAAGAUGUAUACAUCUUAAUGCAAGUAUGAGUAUUAUUAUAUUAACAUUUCUAUUAUUAUUUUAAUUAAUAAUAAGAAGUAGGUAUCUAAGAAAAGUAAGUAUUUUUUAUUACUUUAAUAUUUACUUAUUUUAUAUUUUAAGGAAUUGCCAGAGAAAUGGAGUACCACGAAGAAAAAUGCUUUAAACGUCAAAUCACAAGUAAUUCCAUUAAUUCAAACAGAAGGAUCAAUAAUAAGUGGACGAAUCAUUUUGUUAGGGGUACAGGAAACGUUGUUCAAAAAUAAUUUCAUAAGACAAACCCAAUUUGAGUAAGUGUCAAAAACUAUUUUGUUAUUAAUGUACCAACAAAUUAUAAUGAAUUGUUUUAACUAGUGGGAACUGUGAAAACCCUUACAUAGAAAUAGAUAAGGCAAAUUAUUCGUUAUUAGAACUAGAAGAAUUACAUAAUAAACUACUUUCUCAAGCAAUAUUAUUCGAAAUACCACAACCAGAGCCAAAUGUUUUGGAAUCAACAAAGAUAUCUUUGCGACUAAAUAAACAUUUAUGGGAUUUCGUACAUAUAGUAAAAAGUUGGAUAGAUGUUUGGCAUUUAACAUUAUGGAAAGACAUUGACUCUGAAUUUAUGGAUACAGAACUAAAACGAUUUUCAAAAGAUUUGAAAGGUAUACUUUAAAAUUAAAACAAAUUGUUUAAAUAUAUAACGUAAAUUAUACAAAUUAUAUUCACGUUCAAUUUAUUAAUAUUCAAAUUAAUUUUUAAAUUUCAAUUAAGUGCAUAUUUUGUAAAAUAUUUCAGAAUUCUUCAAAAGCAUUAUAAUAAUAUAAAAAUUAUAUUGUUGUUUAAAACACGUCUUAAUCAUCUACAUUUAAUUCAAAUAAAUAUAAUAAUUAUUAAUUAUUGUACAUUUUCUUAAAUCGAGUAUGAUAAAAAAAAAAACUAAAAAUAAUUUUAUUUUUCAACUAUCGUGUUGCUUUUGAGGACUGAAAAUGUUUUUAUGAAAUAUUUAAAAGUGUAUAAUAAUAAAUUUUAAGUAAUGGACAAAGAAACACGGGAUUGGUCAGUUUAUAUCUAUAUUGAAAAUUUGAUAAAAAACAUGAUGACUUCGUUAAAAGCAUUAAUUGAACUUCAAAAUCCAGCAAUGAAAGAACGUCACUGGGUAGAACUGAUGGAAGUUACGAAUGUAAUAUUAUUUAACUUAGAAAUGUAUAUAAUAAAUAUAAAAUUACUAUUAAAUUCAAAUAGGUUAAAUUUUCUAUUGAGCAAUCGACAACACUAAAUGAUUUAUUAUCUCUUAAUUUACAUAAGUAUGAAGAUGACGUAAAAACUAUUGUGGAUAAGUCCGUAAAAGAAAUGAGUAUGGAAAAGUCCUUGAAAGAAUUUACUGAAAUUUGGAGUACAAUGCAGUUUGAGUAUGUAUCCCAUCCCAGGACGAAAGUUAAUUUACUUAGGGUCAGGGAAGAAUUAAUAGAAGUCUUGGAGGACAAUCAAGUACAGUUACAAAAUAUGUUAACCUCGAAAUUUGUUGGCCAUUUUUUUAAUGAAGUAUCGGAUUGGCAAAAAAAAUUAAAUACUGCCGAUCGUGUUAUUAAUUUAUGGGUAGAAGUGCAAAGGACAUGGGUUUAUUUAGAAGCAAUAUUUAUUGGCUCUGAUGACAUAAGAACACAAUUACCAGAAGAUACGAGAAGAUUCGAAGUACUCGAUCAGGAAUUUAAGGUAGCGAGAAAUCGAAUAGUUUAAUCAGUAUUGUUCGAGUAUUUCACUAAAUCAUUUUUUUUUAUUAUAUGAGUGUAGGAAUUGUUAAUUGGUAUAAAAAGUAAUCAAAACGUUGUAAAAGGUACUAGUAAACCAGGAUUAUAUAAUAAACUUAUGAGUAUACAAAAGGAACUGUUAAAAUGUGAAAAAGUUUUAGCACAAUAUUUAGAAACGAAACGAUUAAUAUAUCCUAGGUUCUAUUUUAUAUCAUCGGCAGAUCUAUUAGAUAUACUAUCAAAUGGAAAUAAUCCGGAGGCCGUUUGCAAGUAAAUUAAACAAAUGUAUUUAUUAUAUUUAUUAUAAUACUGUUAAUUAAAAUAUAAUAUUAGACAUUUGAUCAAGCUAUACGACUCAAUCGCUCAAUUACAGUUUUCCAAAGAUAAAUUGGCAGUUGGUAUGUAUGCCAAAGAUGGCGAAUACGUGGAGUUCUAUCGAAAUUGUGAAUGCACUGGUCAGGUAAAUAAUAAUAGUUUAUUAAAUUGUUGAUUUCUUCUGUUUAUUUCUUGGUUUUAUGGUUUACAACUUUGUAAAAUCUUGAGGUUGAAAAAUGGCUAAAUAAAUUGACUGACUCAAUGCGUAUCUCGGGUCGUAAUUAUUUCGAUAAAGCAGUGAAAGCUUAUGACGAGAAACCGAGAAGAUUGUGGAUAUUUGAUUAUCCAGCACAGGCAGCACUAUGUGGUAUUCAAAUAUGGUGGACCAGUGAAACCAACGAUGCCUUUGCUCAACUGGAACUAGGUCAUGAAAACGCGUUAAAAGAAUAUAAUAAGAAACAAGUAAUAUUUAUUACCUACCAUCUAUAUAUAUCUGAAAAUAUUUUUAUCAAAUGUGAAUAUAAUACAAGAAUAAACAUUUAAACUUAAUAUAUUUUCAGAUAAUGCAGUUAAACGAACUUAUAGAUCUACUGUUAGGAGAUUUGACUAAAGGAGAACGACAAAAAGUAAAUACAAUCUGCACGAUCGAUGUGCAUUGCCGGGAUGUGGUUGCUAAAAUGAUUCAACAGAAAAUUGAAACGGUUUCUUCAUUUCAGUGGCAAUCGCAACUAAGACACAGGUAAAAUAUAAAUAUAAACAUAAAAAGAAACGGAUAUACUUCACACGAUGGGUGACUGUUAUAGAUAAGAAGUCUGGAAGGUAGGAUAAAGAGAGUGAUUUAAUGUAUAUAUUUUAUGUAUGCAACGAUUAAUCUUUGCUAACGAAAAACGAUUCUGAACGGAGUUCAGUUAUACAUAUUUUAUAAGCACAUAAUAUUUACGAUUUAAAAAUAAUACAUUUUAUACAUUUUCCAGUUUUUCCUACGUUUUUUCCCGGUUUUUCCCAUUUAUUAUGAAAACAGCUAAGGAAAUUUAAGAAUGACCUUCUUUAAGUACCAUUCCAAUUAGAUUUCCUUUGUGCUAUACUUUAAAAUCGGAGUAAAAUUGCUGAUAGAAAAGCUGUCCACAGAAAAAUAAAUAUCAUUGUAAAACUAAUAUAUUCCUCAAUCCGCUCAGAAUCUAAAAUGUUAUAUACAAUAAUAAUAACUAAAUAAUUUAAUAAAAACAUAAUUUUUAACAGAUGGGAUUUAAAAGAAGCAGAUUGUUUUGCCAACAUUUGUGAUGCUCAGUUUCGAUAUUCAUACGAAUAUCUAGGGAAUACUCCUAGACUAGUGGUGACGCCACUUACUGACAGAUGCUACAUUACGUUAACACAGGUAAGUUUUGUUACUUCUUAAAACUUAAAAGAGCAUAAUAUUAUUUUUUUAGUAUCUCUUUAGUGUCGAUAGAUUUUAAUUUUAAUUUUUAACGUGUGUCCAAAACGCAAUAGUCAUUACAUCUAAUAAUGGGUGGUGCUCCUGCGGGACCAGCUGGUACUGGCAAGACCGAGACGACCAAAGAUUUGGGUAAAUCUAUAGGAAUGAUGGUUUACGUUUUCAAUUGUUCUGAACAAAUGGAUUAUAGGGUAGGUAUGCUCAACAUAUUAUUUAUAAGUACAUACUUAUAAUAAUAUUUGUAUUUGUAUUAUACUUUUUGACAUAUAUUUAUAUAUUUAAACUUUCUAAAAAUUAUGUGCUUUCAGUCAUGUGGGAAUAUAUACAAAGGUCUCGCACAAACCGGCGCUUGGGGGUGUUUUGACGAAUUCAAUAGAAUAUCCGUAGAAGUGUUAUCUGUAGUGGCUACUCAAGUGAAAUCUGUUUUGGAUUCUAUUAAAGCGAAAAAAAAUUCAUGUUUUAUACUUGGAGACAAGAUUAAUCUUAUACCGACGGUCGGUAUGUUCAUUACAAUGAACCCUGGAUAUGCGGGACGAGCAGAACUUCCCGAAAAUCUCAAGGCAUUAUUUAGGUAAAUUAAGAAUAAAAGAAAUCGUUAUAUUCGAAAAAUUGGUGUCUUGAAAGUGUGUAUUUUAUUUUAUUUUUCACAGGCCAUGUGCGAUGGUGGUACCAGAUUUUGAACUUAUUUGUGAAAUUAAUUUAAUUGCGGAAGGAUUCCAAAACGCAAGGUUACUUGCUCGAAAAUUUUUGACACUAUACUCACUUUGUAAAGAACUGCUAUCUAAACAAGAUCAUUACGAUUGGGGUCUAAGAGCUAUUAAGUCGCUAUUGGUUGUUGCUGGAUCGUUAAAGGUACAAAGUUAUACUGUGGCUAUAUAAUAAUAUGUGUUAUAUUUAAAUUUUGAUGAUUACGUUGCUGGGGUGUUUUAUACAAUUUAUUUUUAAAUUUUAAAUUAUAAUAAUAAUAACUACGGCAGACAUCUAGACUAAACGACCAUGCUUGUAACUUAAAAAAAAAAUUGUUAACAACAAAUUGAAACUAUCUCUUCAAUAGUAUUAACAAAUAGUACAGUCGGUUUUAAUUUUUAACAUUAUGUAUAGAAUAUAAAUAUUUGUUUUAUGGCGCAAGGCCGAUAUAGAUAAAGAAUGUAAUAUUUAAAGUUUUAAAUAAAUUCAAUAUACCAUAAUACUAGUUACUAUUAUGACUUUAUAAAACUUUAUAAAGUGAACCAACAAACAAAAAAGGAGCUGAUUCUGGAGACAGGUGCGGCCAUUGUUGUCUGUUGUAGGUACAUAGGUACAUAGUUGGUAAGAUGGGAUCUAUAAAGUUAUUUAAUUUAUACCUGCAACAAUGGUUUAUCCAUUGCUAACGAAAAACGAUUUAAAGCGAAGUUGGGUUAUAUAUAUUUUGAAAGGCGUUUUAAUAAUUACGAUUUUCAUUAAAAUUUGACUUUAAAAGUUUUCUAAAAAAAAAAAUUACUACAUUAUACUCAAUUUAAUUUUACCACUAAGUAUGACUUAUAAUGAACCUCCUUUAAAGUUUUCAAGCAUUUCUAUUUAGUCUAAUAGUUUUAUCCAAAUAGUAUCCAACAAAUAAAACUUACAUAAAAACUCUCAAAUUAAAAUGUUUAUAAAGAGCUCAAAAAUGGCUUAAAUGUUUUGAAAAUUUUACCACACUUAGAAAAAGCAAACAUAAGUCUUAUUCUAUCAACAUUUUCAUGUUUUUACGAAUAAUUCUAACUAAAUUACAUUAAAAAAACAAAAUUUAAAAUAAUAAAAGAAUUAUUUUCGUAGACUUUCUAUGUUUAGACAUAUUUUUCGGUUUUGCUAAUUAUUUGAAAAACUAUAAAGAAAAUCAAAAACCGACUUUCUUGGUCACCAACUAGAUUAAAAAUUAAACAAAAAUAAUCUUAUGUUGUUAUUCUAUUGGAAUAAUAUUUCUUUUAAUAAUACAAAUUUAAAAUAAUGAAAUUUGUCUGUUUUCAUUUUUACGUCAUUAUCAUGUUUAUUUCCGGUUUUUACUAAUUAUUAAUAAAAUUACAGAAAAAAAUCAAAAAACGACUUUCUUACUCACAAACUAGAUUGAAAAUACAACAAAAAAGGAAAUAUAAGCCAUACAAAUUUCAAAUAAAGAAAUCGUUGCGUCGUAAUUUGAAAAAAAAAAAUCGUAUUUUUCGUCUUUUUUGAUUUUUAAAAUUGUUAUGACAAUACUUAAGACAUAAAAAUAACUACUUUUUUUGUUAAUAGUUAUAUGUUAAAAGGAAAAAUAUCGAUUUCUGGUCAUUUUUCGAUUGGAGCAAUAUUUCUGAUAAAAAGUUUUUAACAGUCACAAAAAAAUUAAAUACAUAAAUUAAUAAAAAAAUAAGUACAUGUGUAUUUAUACACAUCAUAUAAAAUUUAAAACCAAUAUAUUCCUUACUUCGUUCAAAAUCUAAAAAUAUUUAAAAACAAAUUUCAAGGAGUUUGAAAUUUCAUACUCGUAACCCUUAAUAUAAUCAAAAUAAAUAUUAAAAAUUAUUUUUCAUACAUAUGUAUUUUACAUUUUUAUUUUAUCUUAGUCUAAUUUUAAUUUUAGCGUUCAGAUAGAAAUCGUCCAGAAGAUCAAGUUUUGAUGAGAGCUCUUAGAGAUUUUAACACUCCAAAAAUCGUAACAGAAGAUACUGCGAUAUUUAUGGGACUUGUCAGUGAUUUAUUUCCUUCACUUGAUGUACCUCGUAAACGAGAUUCGGAAUUCGAAAAGCAAAUUCGCCAAGCUGCGAUAGACUUGAAACUCCAGCCCGAGGAUAACUUUAUUCUCAAGGUCUGCAGAUUAUUAUUUAAUCUCCGGAUGUAUCAUCUAACAAGUUGAAUUGUUUUUUGUCAACGCAGGUAGUGCAACUAGUUGAGUUGUUAGAAGUUCGACAUUCGGUUUUCAUAAUCGGCUCGGCUGGAACAGGUAAGUCCGAAGUAUGGAAAACGCUGUAUCGGACGUAUUCGAAUCUAAAAUUGAAACCAUAUUAUAACGAUAUUGAACCGAAAGCGGUUACCAACGACGAAUUGUUCGGCGUAAUCAGUCCAGCUACUAGAGAAUGGGUAGAUGGUAAGUAUUCAAGUUAUUGUAUUUAAUUCAUAUUGUAAUAAAUUUCAUUUAAAGAUUUUUAUGACAGGAUUAUUUUCGUGUUUGAUACGGGAUCAAGCUCAAAUGCCCGGCGACGGUUCCAAAUGGAUGGUGAUGGACGGUGACAUAGAUCCGAUGUGGAUCGAGUCCUUGAAUACGGUAAUGGACGACAACAAAGUACGUAUACCACAGCAUAUAUUUUAUUUAAUUCGAUUGAAUUUAAUUCUGGUAAAUUCGUACCAUGUAAUGAACUAGGUAUUGACGUUGGCGAGUAAUGAACGUAUCGCCUUGACACCGACAAUGCGUCUGCUAUUCGAGGUAUCCAAUUUACGUUCAGCCACGCCUGCCACUGUUUCCCGUGCUGGAAUUCUUUAUAUAAACCCAACGGACCUCGGAUGGAACCCGUAUGUUGCAAGUUGGAUUGACUCUAGGGUGAACGUAACCGAAAAAGCAGCACUCGUGGUACUAUUUGAAAAGUACGUGCCUAACUGUAUGGAGGCAUUGAAAACAAAGUUCAAAAUUAUCACGCCCAUACCAGAAAUAACGCAUAUCCAUAUGUUGUGCACAUUACUCGAGUGUCUUCUGGUUCCGACAAACUGUCCACUGGACACUACCAGAGACGUGUACGAGACGUAUUUUGUAUUCGCGUGUAUUUGGGCUUUUGGUUCAGCAACAUUUCAAGAUCAGGUGUGGUUGUAAUUAUAAUAAUUAUUAUUCAUAUUAUAUCUGUAUUUUUUGCAUAGGUGAUUGACUGGAGAAUUGAAUUUUCCAAAUGGUGGUUGUCUGAAUUUAGAACGAUUAAAAUACCGUCGUCUGAAAUUGUGUUCAAUUAUUUCAUUGAUCCGGAAUCUAAAAAGUUUCGUCCGUGGUCAGAUUUAAUAUUGCCGUUUGAGCUUAAUCCGACCAAUCCUCUACAAGUAAUGUAUAAACAUAGGUAUUAUUAUUUAUUUACAUUUCAUCUGCAAGAAACAUAACUUAACACGUAUUAAAACACGUCAUUGUAACAAUGGUUGAAUAUUAACAAGUUUUAAUUUUAUCUAUUAUUUUGUUAUUAUAGCAAACACUCGUUAACACAAUAGAAACAACUCGAGUAAGAUAUUUUUUCGAUUUACUGGUUGAUAAACAAAAAGCUAUUAUGUUUGUUGGAGCCGCCGGUACUGGAAAAUCAGUCAUAAUUAACGAAAAAUUAAAAUCUCUUUCUAAUGAUUCGUAUGCCGUUACAAGUGUUCCGCUUAAUUUUUACACAACUUCAGGUACCUACCUAAAUUAAUACCAACUCGCAUAUUUUAUAACUUCGUACAAUAUACAAUAUAUUAAUAAAUAUUAACAUAAUAUGUAUACUUAAUUUUAUCAUGGUUGUUAUUCAAAAUAAAUAUAAAAAGAUACUCAAAUUCACUCAAUUUUAUUUUUUGACUACAAAGAACGACUUAUAAUGAACUACUUCCAGUUAAAUUUUUAAAUAUUUUUAUUUGAUUUAACAGUUUUAUCCACAGAAUCUUCUUUGUAUUAACAGCCCAAAGGAUGGUUGGCAAAUUGUCCAUUCCUCGCGUUUCUCAGCUUUCACUUUUUUUUCAUGAUACGAUACAGUCCAUGUUUCUUUCUAUUUGACUAAUGUAGUCUAGUGGCGGUGGCCCUCUGCUGCUAUCCCUUCUAUGGCACCUUCUAUUAUUCUGCUAUGUAGACUAUUAUAGCACAGUAUGUGUCCUAUUACUUGACUCUUUUUGUUUUUAAGGACUUGAUGAAGCUCCUUGUUUCUUCUAUUUUUCUAUAAACUUCUUUAUUCUAUUUCAUUUUUGAAAUGCCCAAAAUAUCUAUUUUAAGUCUUUUCAUCUCGACAUUAAAUUUUCUAGUUUCCUGUCUGCAGAAUCAUUCUAUCAUUCCAUAUACCUACCAACUCUCUUGGUAUUACCUAAUACCUUUUAAUUUCAAUUUUAAAAAUUUUACUUCUUGAGUAUUUUCCACCCGUGGAGAUUCGAUUGGGGGACUAUUUUACCUUCAGAAGUUUUUACUUUAAAUUGCGCAUCGGAAAAAGGAAAAAAAAUUAACAUUGUUUUAAAACCAAUACAUUCCUCGUUUUGCCCAAAAUAUAAAAUAUUAUAAAUUCAUUUAAUUAAUAGUUAUAGAAAACAGGCAAUAGAAAUAGUUGAAUUAUUGCAUAAAAUCAGAAUACUAGUGUUAUUAUUUAAUGUUACCAGAAAUGUUACAAAAAAUUUUGGAAAACCCAUUGGAGAAAAAAUCUGGAAAAAACUAUGGUCCACCAGGUGGAAAAAUGUUAAUAUAUUUUAUUGAUGAUAUAAAUAUGCCCGAAGUAAGUUAACAUGUUUAUACUAAAUACUAUACAUGUACAAUAUAUACUAGUUGUCCUACUUUGUCCGAGCAAUUAAAAAGAUUUUUUUAUUAUUAAAAAAAUAAAUUAAAUAAAAAUUCAUGUCCGUUUAAUGAAUAUUUGUUUGUUUUUAUUUCAUCCGAAACUUUUUUAACAAUACGAACCACUUAAAGAACUUUCGACAGGUCUCGGGCUACCUCGCUUUGCUGACGAUAUUUAUUAUUAUUAUUAUUAUUAUUUAUUUACCUUAUAAACAAAAUGUUCACAAAUUUUCGUUUUGUAACUUAAUAACAUCUUCCUAGAUAUCAUCAGGUAACUCAUUGACUUAAACACUAAUAUGAUUUUGAAUUAUACUUCGGAUACAUAUCAUUUAUGUUUAAUGUUAUGGAAAAUCGAUUAGAUUUGUCUUUAAGUUUUUGCUUGCAGAUAAUGUUAGACGUUGUACUGCAGUACAACGUAUUAAAGGUAUAGAGGUAUAGAGGUGCACCUCUAUAGUGAAGUCAGACGUUUCCGACUACCCUUAUCGCUUUACAUAAAUUAUUUUGUAGUUAUGACUCCGGGUUAAGAAUCUACUCGUAUGAUAUAGUUGUAGUAGUUAAAUGGUCCCUAUACAGUUAACCCUCGUAGUGCAUUGACCAGAUCAAAUUAAAUGCCUAAAAAUCCUCUAUGCACGCCCGACUAUCCAUUCUAAUACUUUCCUUUCCUUCUCCUUAACUCUAAUUAUCUUCUGUUUUUCAAUAAUAUACCAUUUACUUAAAAAAUUGAAGAGUUUUAGCGUAUUUACCAAUACUUAAAAAUUAAAACCUAGGUUAUUUUUCAACUUACAGAAUUUAAAUUAGACUUAAUACUUUCAUGGCAAUGUAAUCCAUUAUUUAAAAAAAAAUCGCAUUAUUAUUGGAUGAUUAGUCCCAGAUAUCAUUGAAGUCCAAGAUUUUCAUUUUCACAUUUAUAUAUAUAUAUAUAUAUAAUAUUGAUAUAUAGAAAAUAUUUUAUAAUAUAUUAAUAUAUUAUUAUGUAUAAUUGUUUAAUUAUAUAAUUAUUGUUUGAUUAUUCAUUCACAAAUCUAAAUUAUAAUAAUUUUUUAUAUAUAUAUAUAUAUAUAAAUCUUAUUAUUGUAUACUUGUAAGUGUUAUUUUCAUAUUCACUAUUUUAUUUUAUUUUAUAGGUUGAUCCUUAUGGUACUGUUGCACCUCACACUUUGAUUAGACAAUAUAUGGAUUACAGACAUUGGUACGAUCGUACUAAAUUGUCCUUGAAAGAAAUACAAAAUGUAAUAUUCGCUUCCACUAUGAAUCCAACUGCUGGAAGUUUUACAAUUGACUCUCGAUUACAGAGACACUUUUAUGUAUUCGCUUUAGGGUAAGAUUUUAAGAUAUUAUUUUCAUUAAUUUACUUAUUGACUAAGUAGUUAUACAUUUUUUUUUUCCUUAAAGAUUUCCAUCCCAAGAAGCAUUAUUUACAAUUUAUUCUUCGAUUCUUAGUCAACAUUUAAGAAAUCCAAUAAAUAAAUUCAACAACUCUGUAAUAAAAUUAACUGAUCUUAUUGUACAACUAGCUAUCAACUUUCAUAAUAAGAUUCUUACAAUAUUUUUGCCUACGGCCAUUAAGUUUCAUUAUACAUUCAAUCUUAGAGAUAUGAGUAACGUAUUUCAGGUAAAAUUUUAAACCGAACAAUAAUUUAAUGAUAAAAAAAAAUAAUAAAAUUUGUAUACAUACUAAUUGAAAUUAUAAACUUUAAAAUCAUUAUUACGACAAUAAGGGACUAAUGUUUGCCACUGGUGAAUGUAUUACAUCAACUAGUUCUUUUAUACGACUUUGGCUCCAUGAAACCAGUCGAAUUUAUGGUGAUAAAUUAACCGAAAAGAAAGAUCAAGAAACAUUUACAAAAACAAUUACCGAGCAAAUAAAAAAAACUUUUAGUGUGAGUAUUCAAAAUUAUUUAUGUACUAAAUAGCUAACUUUUGUAUUGUAACAAUGAAACAAAUAUUUUAUAAUUUUUUAAGCAGAACUUGGUGAUUGAGGUAAGUUUAUAAAUUGUAUAUAGCAUUAAACAUUCAGUAUUCAAAUAUUUAACUGAUAUUUAAUAUUUAAUGUUCACUGUCUAUAUAUGUUAAUAAUUAAUAUUAAAUAUAAAUGUACAAAAAAACUCCAUCUAUUAUUGUUUCAAACAUAGGACGUUCCGGAUAACGAAUACUUGAUAAGCCCAUUGAUAUUUUCACAUUUCGCGGAAGGUAUUGGUGACCAGAGGUAUAUGCCCGUUCAGUCGUGGACCACACUUCAAAAAUUACUCAACGACGCAAUGACUUCGUAUAAUGAACUUGUGGGUGCCAUGAACCUGGUGUUAUUUGAAGACGCUAUGGCACACGUAUGUCGGAUUAACCGGAUACUCGAACUUCCCAGAGGCAAUGCUCUACUCGUAGGAGUUGGAGGAAGUGGAAAGCAGUCGUUGGCCCGACUUUCAGCGUUCAUAUCGUCUCUGGAACCGUUUCAGAUACAGCUCAAGUCCACGUACAGUGUUGCCGAUUUGAGAACUGACCUGGCCGCUCUAUAUGUAAAAGCCGGUCUGAAAAACGUGGGUGUCAUGUUCCUAAUGACCGACUCUCAGGUGCCCGAUGAGAGAUUUCUAGUACUUAUAAACGACAUACUGGCCAGUGGCCAAAUACCUGAAAUGUUUGCUGAAGAUGAAGUCGACUACAUUAUACAGACUAUCGGCUUGGAGGUUUGUAACUCAUGUAUUACUAAGCUGGCCCAAAAAAUUCGUCUCAACCCUUCAUAUGUGAUGUGUGAUUUCAGGUGAAAGCUGCUGGUUUACUAGAAACUCGGGAGAACUGUUGGCAAUAUUUCAUCAACAAAGUCAGAUCGUUGAUUAAGAUUGUCUUAUGUUUUUCACCGGUCGGCAGCACUAUACGAGUUCGAGCCAGACGGUUUCCAGCCUUGAUUAGUUGUACCUCAAUUAACUGGUUUUAUGAAUGGCCUAAAGAAGCUUUGGAAUCUGUAUCGUUCAGAUUUCUGAGCAAUUUGACUGAACUUCCUGAUAAACUUAAGAAACCGGUGUCUUUAUUUAUGGCUCAUGUACACGGUUCGGUGAACGAUAUGUCUCUAAAAUAUUUGGCAAACGAUCGGCGAUAUAAUUAUACAACACCAAAAUCGUUUUUGGAACAAAUUAAUCUUUACGUAAAACUUUUAGUGUCUAAAACAAAUGAUAUAAAAUGUGGAAUAAGCCGUUUUCAAAAUGGUAUAAAACAACUGAUAUCCUGUGCAGCUCAAGUAAGUAAAAUUAAAUUAAAUAGUCACUAUUGAUUCAAUGAUACAAUAUAUAUUGUUUUUCAAUUAAGUAUUUUAUAAUUAGGUUGAUGUAUUGAAAGUCGAGUUAGAUUUGCAAAAGAUUGAAUUGGCCAAGAAAAAUGUCAAAGCUGAAGACUUAAUCAAAGUCGUCCAAAAAGAAACUGAGAAAGUAAAGUUUGAAAAAGACAAAGGUACUUGCAAUGUUAUGAAACUAUAUUUUAGUGUUAUUAUUAUUUCAUUAGUAUUAUUUUCUACAGCUGCUGAAGAGGAAGAUAAAGUAAAGUUGAUUGAAGAAGACGUUGCUUUAAAACAACGAUUGUGUGCAGAAGAUUUAGAGAAAGCUGAACCAGCCUUAGUGGCGGCACAAGCUGCCUUGGAUACCUUAAAUAAAGUAAAUCUACUUAGCCAUAAUGGUAUGAAUUUAUGGUAACGAAAAUUAUAAACUAAAUGUACCUACUUAUAUGAAAUAAGUGUAUAAGUAAUUCUAAAUGUAUUUAUAUUUAAUAAGAUUUCGUAUAAAAAAUUCGUGUUUAAAUUUGUUAGAUUAAUUUUUAACUAAAUAUGGAAACAUCAUUUUUUAAAAGGUCAUUCAUUUCAAAUGUAUUAAAAUUUGGUUAAAAUAUAUUUAUUAAUACGUUUUAGAACAAUUUAACAGAAUUAAAAUCAUUCGGAUCCCCUCCAUUGGCCGUGAUAAAUGUAACAGGUGCAGUUAUGGUUUUACAAGCAAAAAAAGGAAAGAUUCCAAAAGAUAGGAGUUGGAAAGCUUGCAAGGUAGAUAUAGUUUAUAAUAAUCUAAUUUUAUGUGUUUUAUUUAUUGCAGUAAUUGAUCAAAUAAAAAUUUUAAUUAAUAUACUUAUUACUUAUACUUACAUAAUAAUAUAAAUAAAUAAAACUUAGUGUCUAUUUUUUUCAAAGUAAAAAUAAUUUUAACUAAUAGAAAAAUAUACCUUUAGGAAAAUGAAUGUUACUAAAUAUGACAGUUUUCAAAAGUAAGGCAACCAAAUAAACACUGCAAAGAACAUAAUAAUAAAAAUUUGAUUUAGUUGCCUAUAUAAUAAAAUCAGAUGAAUUAAAUGAAUAAGUCAAUUUAAAAUUAUUAAUUACCUAAUUAUUCAUAUUUUGAUACGCCAAAGACAUAAAUAAUAGAAAUGUAACUUUCCAUAUUGAAUUAUAUUUUCUUCGAUCCAAUUUGUUUUUUUUAUUAUCAAAUACAGUAAUUAAAACUAUUAAUUAUUAUUCUAUAUAAGUUCAUUGACAGUAAAUAUGAACAAAUAUAAUUAUUCAUAUAAUUAUUAAAAUAUAAAGUAAAUAAAUAUGUGAAUAAAAAAUGUAUACAUAAAAAGACGUCCUAGGAUAAUGGUAAACGGGUGCAGCCAAUAUUAUAGGUAAUUUAAUGUGUAUCUGUAAACAACGAUAAACCAUUGCCAACGAAAAAACGAUUCUGAGAGGAUUUCAGUUGACCAGGGAUGCUUUGUUAACAAUAUAUAUGUCAUAUUAUAGUAAAAUAACUAAACAAGCAUUAUAUAUUUUCUUUAAUAAUAUUUGUUUAAUAUUGUAUCGAUUUUUCCGUUUUUUGUGCGUUUUUCCUGGUUUUCUCGUGUUUUUCCCGGAUUAUCAUAUUUUCUAAGAAAAUUCUUAAAAAAAUCCAAAAAUUGACCUCCUUAAAGUAACUUUCCAAUCAGAUUUACUUUCAGAAAAAGUGCUAUUAUUGUAAAUCGAACCAAAAUUGCUGGUAGAAAAUUUGUACACAGGAAAAAAAAGGGCUAUAAUAUUUUUUUAACUAAUAGCUACAUUUCGUACAUUUUCUGUUUUUCCGACAUUUUAUCCCAGUUUUUCCCUGUUAUUAUAAAAACCAAUUGAAAAAUCACAAAAAUGAUCUCCCUUAACCAUGGAGAUAAAAUUCCCUUUCAGAAAAUAAGCUACACUUGACACAUGAGAGUAAGAUGUCUGGUAGAAAAGUUUGCGGAACAAAUCGAGGGGGAUUCUUCGAUUAAAAUAUCCGGUGACAAUCCGGAAAAAAACAUGGGAAAACCGAGAAAAACGCAGAAAAAAUGGGAAAAUACAAUAUUAAACAAAUAUUAUUAAAGAAAAUAUUUAAUGUUUAUUUAAUAAUUUUACCAUAAUAUGACAUAUAUAUUGAUGACAAAGCAUCACUAUCAAUUGAACUCUGCUCAGAAACGUUUUUUCGUUAGCAAUGGUUUAUCUUUGUUUACAGAUAUACAAUAAAUUACUUAUAAUAGUAGCUGUACCUGUCUCUAUUAUCUUAAGACGUCUUUUUAUAUAUACAUCUUUUAUUCAUAUAUUUAUUUACUAAUAUUAACCAUUUUCAAAAUUUUGUUUUUACUUUAUUAUUUUAUUAAUUAAAAUAUUAUUGAUUUUUAUUUUUAGGUGAUGAUGGCCAAAGUUGACGGAUUUUUAGAUUCACUUAUACACUAUGACAAAGAACAUGUACACCCAGAUGUAGUUAAAGCCAUUCAACCAUAUUUAAAAGAUCCAGAAUUUGACCCAGAUCUCAUUGCUGGAAAAUCGUCAGCUGCUGCUGGUUAAUAAAAGCAUUUAAAUAAAUAACAAAUAACACCGUUACGGAAAUUCUGUAAAUUACAUUAUUUAUGUGUUCGUCAGUUCAGAUAUCAUUUGAUCUCUCUGUAGUUAAUGUAUAAUAUUAGUUACUAGUUUAUUGAUAAUCAAACUAGAAUAAAUCCAAAAACCCACUAGAUUAAAAAUGUAAUAUAUCCAUAAUAUCAUUUUUUUUUAUAGGAGCAAUAUUUUUGGUACAGAAAAUAUAAAGCGUAGAAAUUUAAAAUGGUGAAAUCAGAACUCUGUAUAUUUGUCAGUUUUCAUUUUUUGUCUUUUUUUGAUUAAUUUAAAUUAUUAUGAAAACUACUAAGAGAAUCAAAAAGUGUCUUUCUUUGUGUACAACUAAAUAAGAAAUUUAACAAAAAUGUGUCUUGUUAUUUUUUGAUUGACACAAAAUUUCUAGGUGGCUACAUAAUUUCUAAAAAUGUAAAUUCAUGAAAUCGUUAAUAUUUAUUAGUUUAUUGCUACGUUUUACCUCGUUUUUUCCAAUUAUUAUGAAAAUAAAAAAAAUUUACCAUUUUAAAUGCCCUAUGUACUUAGGUACACAAAAUUUCCUUCCAAAUAAGAAGCUACAUUUGAAAAUCAGAGCAUGAUUUCUGACGGAAAUUUUGUACACAGUAUAUAUAUAUAUAUAUAAAAUAAAUAAACAUUGUAAAACCAAUACAUUCCUCACUUCAUUCAGAAUUUAAAACUAGAACUCUCAUUUUAAGAAUAAUAAUACAGGAUUUAUGUUUAAAAUGUUAAUAGACUUUUAUACAUGAAUUGGUAAUAUAUAUUCGGAUCUUAAAAUAAUAUUCUGUAAUUUAUUAACAUGAUUCAAUUUAUGAUUAUCAGUUAUUUAAUAAAACUAUAUAAAAACAUUUUAAAUUUUAUAAUUAAUUCAUUAAAUAAUUUAUUUGGUACUUUAAAAAGCAAACGCAUUUAAUAAUACAGAACUUUACCUAUUCUAUAAUAGACACUGAUAAAAUGAAAUUUAUUUCAAUCAUUUUAAUUAUUAAACUAAUAUUAUAUUUAAGGGUUAUGUGCAUGGGUUAUAAAUAUAAUGAAGUUUAAUAACGUCUGGCAAAUUGUGGAACCCAAGAGAAAAGCUCGAGAUCAAGCAAACGAAGAGUUGAGUGCAGCUAGAGUCAAACUUAUGGAAAUUAGAAAUAUGAUAAAUGUAAAUUAAAAAUAAAUUAUAAAUGUCAUUUAAUUUGAAAAAUAUUUUAAUAAAAUAAAAUUUUAGGAAUUGGAAAGAAAACAAAAAGUAUUAACAGACGAGUUUGAUGGUGCUGUAGCUGAAAAAACUAUGUGUCAAAAUCAAGCUGAUGAAACAGCUUUAAGAAUAGAUUUGGCAAACCGACUUGUCAAUGGUUUAGCUUCGGAAAAUGUUCGAUGGAAAGAAAGUGUUUCUACGUAAAUAUUUUGAAUUAGAUAUAACGUAUUUCAAAAUAUUUGAAAACAGUAUAUUUCGUAUUUCAGAUUGCAAAUAAGUUUACAGACUUUACCUGGGGAUAUUCUUAUGGUUUCAGCUUUUGUGUCAUACGUUGGUUACUUUACGAAAAUUUACCGACAAAAACUAAUUCAAAGUUCAUGGCUACCAUUUUUCAAAAAUGUCAAGGUAAAUUAAUUAUCGAUGAAAAAACUAAAUUAAACAAUUAUUAUAUAGGUACAAUUUGAGAUAUUAAUUUUCAGCCAGGAAUACCAGUAACAGAUAAUUUAGAUCCACUCAGUUUACUCACUGAUGAUGCACAAAUCGCUGCAUGGAAUAAUGAAGGUUUACCAAAUGAUCGGAUGUCAUCUGAAAAUGCAACUAUUUUAACUAAAUCGGAUCGAUGGCCAUUAAUGGUCGAUCCUCAGGUACGCGCUGUAUUAAUAUUUAAAUAAAAUUAAAAUAAACAGAGUUAAUUCAAAUUGUCUAUCUUAAAUAGCUCCAAGGAAUCAAAUGGAUUAAAAACAAAUACGGAAAAAGUUUAAAAGUAAUCAGACUUAACUACAAAAAUUGUGUAUUAGAUAUUGAAAACUGCGUUCAAAAUGGGAAUGUACUUCUGAUCGAGAAUAUUGGUGAAAACAUCGAUUCUGUUUUGGAUAAUAUUAUUGGUCGCAAUUUUAUCAAAAAAGGAAGGUAAAAAAAAAAAAAAAUCACUUAUGAUUUUAAUUUGUACGUAAUUAUUUAAUUAUAUUGUAUAGAGUUGUGAAAAUUGGGGAAAAAGAAAUUGAUUACAAUCCAAAUUUUCGUCUGAUAUUGCACACAAAAUUGUCAAAUCCACAUUACAAACCAGAAAUGCAAGCUCAAACUACUUUAAUAAAUUUCACAGUGAAUCGUGAUCAACUUGAAGAUCAAUUAUUAGCAGAAGUAGUAAAAGUUGAAAGGCCUGAUUUAGAAACAAUGAGAAUUGAAUUAACCAAACAACAGAAUAGUUUUAAAAUAACAUUGAAACGGCUCGAAGAUGGAUUGUUACAGAGAUUAUCUUCAGCAGAUGGCGAGAUUCUUGGUGAUAAAGAGCUUGUAUUGAAUCUUGAAAAGUCAAAAAAGACAGCUACAGAAAUUGAAGUUAAAGUCGCUGAAGCAAAGAUAACAUCUGAAGAAAUUGACAAUGCACGAGAAGAAUAUCGUAAUGCUGCAUCAAGAGCAUCAAUAAUUUAUUUUAUAAUGAAUGAUUUAAUAAAAAUAAAUCCAAUGUAUCAGUUUUCUCUAGAGGUGAGUAUUAUUAACAUUAAUAUAAAUUUAUCUGUUAAAUUGACAAUGAAAAUAUGUAUUGAAUAAUAUAAUACAUGUAAGUUUUUUUUUCAAAUAAAUAGUUUUAAAUAAAACACUUAUGUAUAAAUAUAUAUAUAUUAUUAAUUUUGUUGUAUUUUAUAUCUAUGCGUGUUUUUCAGACCUUUUGUGUUGUUUUUCAACGAGCUAUGAGAAACUCAGAAAAAGCAGAUACGUUAAAUGAACGAAUAGUCAAUUUGAUUGAAAAUAUAACAUAUCAAACAUUUAUUUAUACAAGUAGAGGUUUAUUUGAAAAAGAUAAACUAAUAUUUAUCUGUCAAUUGACCAUUCAGGUAUAUUUCAAUAUUCCAAAAAUAAUGUUUACAAAAAGUGUUUUCAUACUUUUAAAAAUGUACGUUAUUUAAUGAUUAUUUGAUAACUUUUCAGUAAUUUUUAGUUUCUGAACGGAGCAAAAUAUAUAUUGGUUUUACUAAGAUGUAUUUUUUUAAGAUUUUUAUUUAACUUCGAAUCUUGACUUUUUGUCCGCACGAUUUUUCAACAAUAGCUAAACAUACAGGGAUAAACUUGAUAUAUUCUGAAUCAGAAUGAGUUCUAGUUGUGCAUGACGAAGAGUUUUUUUUUCUAAAAUUUGAUUGUUUUGACUUUCAUAAGACAACUGCGGUUGUCUCCAUAGCGCGAUACGCGGGAUUCGUAUUAAAAACCUUUUUUAUUUUUUUUAAAACUACAAUUUUUUUUUUUUUUUUUGUAGCUGUAAACAACUUCCAGAAAACUUGCUCCAAUCGAUAAAUACCAAGAGUCCUUUUUUGUUUAAUUUUGGAUAAAAUUUAUUUAUAGCAUUGUAGCAUUGCAUGUAGCAUUUUUCUGAAAGAAAUGUUGUCUAGUUUUCGAGUAAGAAGGCCAUUUUUGAUAUCCCGUAUAAUUUUAUUAAUAAUCGGGCAAAACCGAAGAAAAAAUUAGGACAUUUACAGAAAUAAUGGUUUAUUUAUUUUUACCUUUUUUUUUUUUUGUUACUUCGUUAAGAAUGUUGAUGAUUCCUAAAUUUAGUCUUUUCAGGACGUAGUUAAAUUUUCAAAAAAUUCUGACAGUUGCUAUUUAUAGUCAUUUCACAUUUUAGAGAUUUUUAUUUUUUAUUUGGUAAAUGGACACUAUGUGGGUAAAAUUGUUUGAUCAAACAGAAAUACUUAUCAUUAAACAUUUAUCAUGAAGUUAGUAGGUUAAUUAUAAAUUGUACUGAGUGGUCAUUAAAAAAAAAGUUGAUUAUAAUGUGGUCUUUUUUUGUACUAGAUUUAAUUUAAAACUUUGACGAAAAUUGUAAAAUUUACGGUAUAUCAAAACAUGUGUAAUCGAACUUUGCUCAGUAUCGUAUUUCAUUAGUAAUGAUUUAUUAUUUCUUACAAAUAUAAAUUAAAUAUUAUCUUUUAGUAGCAUAAUUUUUUAUUUUUGUUAUAUUUUAGAUACAAUUGCAAUCACAAAAAAUAAAACCAACAGAACUAGAUUAUUUAUUGAGGAGACCGACAAUCGCGGGAAUAUCUAGUCCAUUUGAUUUUUUAUCAUCGGAUGUUUGGGGAGCUAUUAAGUCACUUGUUUUAGCCGAUGAUGAAUUUACGUAAAUAUAACUCUUUUAGAAAAUAGAAUGAUUAUUUUAAAUUUAAUAUUGUUAUAUCUUGUAAAUGCUAUUUAAGAGGUCUAGAUAAGGAUAUUGAGACUUCUGGUAAACGAUGGCAACUUUAUAUUGACGGCGAAGCUCCAGAAAAAGAUAAACUGCCGCAAGAAUGGAAAAAUAAAACUCCAUUCCAGAAACUUUGCAUAAUUAGAGCUUUAAGGAAUGAUCGAAUGACUUACGCUACUAAAGUAUAUGUCGAGGAGACUCUUGGAAUAAAUUAUACUAAAUUUAGGCCUCCAGAGUUUUCUGAAUCGUUUAAAGAAACAUCGUCGAAAACUCCCGUAUUUUUUAUAUUGUCGACUGGAGUUGAUCCAACACGUGUAAAUAAUACAUUUUUAUAUAAUAAGAAUCGAUUUGUUUUUUUUCAUUUAUAUGUGAUAUAAUAGUAGAUAUUUACUGUAUAAAACGUUAAUUUUAACUUACUUAUAUGUUCAGUAUUAUUUUCUAGGAUGUUGAAGCUCUUGGGGUGAAGAAGGGAUUUACAAUUGAAAAAAAAAAUUUCUACAAUAUAUCAUUGGGGCAAGGACAAGAAAAAUUGGCAGAGGAUGCCAUAGAAUUAAGUUCUCGGAUUGGAAAUUGGGUCAUGUUGCAAGUAAUGAUUAAAUAGCAUAAUAUCAUUAUUGUUAAACUCAUCAGUACCUAAAUUUUUUUACUAUUUAUAAAAACAAUUUUUUUUUUAAAAUCCAAUAAUAGUAAUGAUUUUUAAAUCGUAUUGUACUAAUGUAUGCACGUAUAUGUAUACUUUUUAUAACAAGUAUUCCACAUUAAAUUUAAAUUUAAAUUUUACUUGUAAUAUUUAUGUUUAAAAGAAUGUGCAUUUAGUACAAAAUUGGUUGCCAAUCUUGGACAAAAAAAUGGAAGCAUCUUUUGAAAAUCCACAUGAAAAUUACAGACUAUUUAUUAGUGCUGAACCGGCUUCAGAUCCUCAUUAUCAUAUUAUACCUCAAGUAUUUUCAACAUACUUGUAAAAUAUUUUUUAUCUUUUUAAGUAAACUUAAUAUAAUUUUAGGGCGUUUUGGAUUCUUCAAUAAAAAUUACAAACGAACCACCAACAGGAAUGAUGGCUAAUUUACAUAAAGCUUUAGAUAAUUUCAAUCAAGACACAUUUGAAAUAUGCUCAAAAGAAGCAGAAUUUAAAGCAAUUUUGUUUAGUUUAUGUUAUUUCCACGCUUCAGUACAGGAAAGGUCAAAAUUUGGUGCUCAAGGAUGGAAUAGAUCGUAUCCAUUUAAUGUAGGUGAUCUAACGAUUUCCGUGAAUGUUCUAUACAAUUACCUGGAAGUAAACAAUAAAAUUCCUUGGGAGGAUCUCAGAUAUCUUUUGGGUGAGAUCAUGUACGGUGGGCAUAUCACCGAUGAUUGGGAUAGGAGGUUAUGUCGAACAUAUCUUGAAGUUUAUAUGAAUCCAGAUUUGGUAUUAUUUAAAAUGUGUACAAAUGAAAAUUAGUUGAUUUGACUUAUUUUAAAUUAUAGAUGGAAGGUGAGCUUUUAUUCACACCCGGUUUUGUAGUCCCUCCGAGUACAGACUACAAAUCGUAUCAUAAAUACAUCGAUGAUUUAUUACCCCCCGAAAGCCCCAUACUGUAUGGACUUCACCCAAAUGCUGAAAUUGGUACCCUGACUACAAGGUCUGAAAAUUUAUUCCAAACACUAAUGGAAAUGCAGCCUAGAGACACAAGCUCGUUUGGAGUAACAGGAAUAUCUCGAGAAGAUAAAGUAAAUUAAUUAAUAAACAAUAUCUAUUAAACUUGCACUCUGGAUUUUAUGUAAUUUAUAAUCAGGUUAGACAAACUUUGGACGACAUUCUCGACAAAGUACCAGAACCAUUUAACACACUAGAUAUGAUAUCUAGGGUUGAAGAACGAACACCGUAUGUAAUCGUUUCAUUUCAAGAGUGUGAGCGUAUGAAUGUUUUAAUGAACGAAAUUAGACGUUCAUUAAAAGAGUUACAAUUGGGGCUAAAGGUAAUGGUUACGAGAUAAUUUUAUAAAAAAUACAAAAUACAAUUCGUUCACAUUUAAUAAUCUGUAUAAAUUUGAAAUAUUUCCUAUUUAAGAAGUUUACAUUUUUUUUAUAGAUAUAAAAUAUAAGUACUUAGGUGGUUUGUUGAAUAAAUUUGUUAUGAAUUAAUUAUUAUAAUUAUAUAUUUAAAUUUAGGGUGAACUGACAAUAACGGCAGAUAUGGAGACUUUAGAAGAUUGUUUGUUUAUGGACCGAGUACCGUCAAAUUGGGAAAAACGAGCUUACCCGUCAUUAUUAUCUUUAGCAGCUUGGUAUGCGGAUUUACUAAAGAGAUUGCGUGAACUAGAGUCUUGGGUUAGCGAAUUUCAGGUAAUUAAAUCAUAACCUAAUAUAGUAAAAAUUCGAUUUACCGUCACUCUCUGUUAUCCAUCAUCGGUCACCGUCGAAAAAAAAAAUAGUUAAUGAUGCGAUCGUAAUAAACUCGUCACGGCGACUAGGCAACUAUCAGCAUAUACAAAUAGUAUACGUAUAGUAUAGCCUGUGUGUGUGGAUUAGUGUUUUUGUGCAUAUAAAAAUUUUAAUUUAAAUGCACUGCCUGUGAACUAUUAUGCACACAAAAAUGCUUAGAUGGAUCAAACAAUAUUUAUAGAUUGGUUUCAUAAAGUGUUUGUACCACAAGUAAAAGUUCAUCUCGUCAAAAAACAGUUGUCAUAGAAAGCACUGCUGCUUAUAGAUAACCCCUCUAGAGAACUGAAAAGUAACGAUUGCAAUAUAACAUGUCUUUUUCUCCUAGCAAAUACCACCUCACUACUCUUCUCCAACCUAUGGACCAGGGAAUAAUUGAGAAUAUGAAGGUAUAGAAAAAGUUUAAUAGAAAGUGGGCUGUCAUCUGAAGAUGCUAUAGGUAUUAAAGAAUUUUGGAAAAAUUACAACAUAAAAAAUAUUAUUUUCAAUGUUGCCAGUGCACGGGCUGAUCUGACUUACCGAAUCUGAAAAAUGGGUAGAAUAAACUAUGGCCUGAGAUAAUACAGUACGAAUCUGAAGAAACUAAGACUUUGAGUGUAUAUUAGUGUAGAAGAAAUUGUACAACUUUGUAAUGAACUGUACAGUGAAAUAUUAUCAACGAGGAAGUAACAAAUUUGUUAAAAAGUGAAAACAGGAUAGAGGAUUUAAAAUUUAAAAUUAUUAUUCAUAAUGUCACUGCCGUCGAAGAAGAGGUUGAUGAUAACAUUGAAAAUUCAGUACUUGACUUAAAACUGUCAACUAGUCACAUAGAAGCAGAAGCAGUGUUAUUAAAAUGCAUUGAUUGGUUUGAAGUGCAAGUGGAGGCAAAUGUAACGCAGGUCUUAAUUUUUCGUAAAAUAGGAAACAUAGCCGCUCAAAAAGCUCGUGCCUCAAAAAAAUAGUAGGAGAUAACGGAUUAUUUUGUUUAGUACUUUUGAGUAUGGUAUUACGUAUUUUUGUUACCUCACAUAUUAAAUAUUAUUAGUAUUUAUUAUUUGUUGCAAAUUAUUUUCGUUUGCAAAUCACACUGUAAAAUAUAUACGUUUAUUAAAAAAAUUUUAUUAACCGUAAUUUUUAUUCGAUUAACCGUCAUUGUCCCGGUCCCGACAAAAACGGUUUAACGAGUUUCUACUAACUUCAAAACAAAAUGUUAUAGACAUAAAAAAAAUAUGUAAUCAAUUUUUUUUUUAGCUUCCAUCAUCAGUCUGGUUAGGUGGAUUUUUCAACCCACAAUCGUUUUUAACGGCUAUAAUGCAAAGCACUGCUCGAAAAAUGGAAUGGCCGCUGGAUAAAAUGUGUCUGCAAUGUGAUGUGACAAAAAAAUACAAAGAAGAUAUCACGUAGGUGGAUAAGUAAUAUUUUUAUUGAAUUGUCUAGGUAUUUAAACUGAAAAUGAUGUUAUUUAAAACAAUCGACUAAGUUUGAACUCUGGCUUGUGUCUAUGUAGGAUUGUACCCAGAGAAGGCGCUAUGAUUAACGGAUUGAUAUUGGAAGGCGCUCGUUGGGAUCUAAACAUGGGGUGUAUUGUCGACUCGAUCUUGAAAGAAUUGUUUCCAAUGAUGCCGGUAGUACACGUAAAAGCUAUUAUCAAGGAAAAACAAGAUAUGCGAAACAUGUACGAAUGCCCAGUCUAUAAAAUAAAACGAAGAGGCCCAACUUAUGUAUGGACAUUUAAUUUAAAAACACGGCAAAUGCCAUCUAAAUGGACUUUAGCUGGUGUAGCAAUACUACUCAGUGUAUAGGUAAAACAUUUAUAUUGUUAAGUACAGUACAUAAUCUUUAGAAAUGUAUUAUAAAUAUUAUAUGAUUUUAAUAUAUAGAUUAAAUCUGAC
Cinara cedri is the source of this 33135-nucleotide messenger RNA. Lineage: Eukaryota; Metazoa; Arthropoda; Insecta; Hemiptera; Aphididae. The record is from the annotation of a GenBank genome assembly.